Messenger RNA from Notolabrus celidotus (New Zealand spotty), 2660 nucleotides. It is a transcript of the gene nup50, whose product is annotated as nucleoporin 50. Gene Ontology annotation, cellular component: nuclear pore. The record is from RefSeq and is a predicted model, not a curated record. NCBI's taxonomy places the organism in Eukaryota, Metazoa, Chordata, Actinopteri, Labriformes, Labridae. The transcript has 8 exons. Gene Ontology annotation, biological process: protein import into nucleus. Bases 352 to 1776 code for a protein of 474 amino acids.
AUUAAGAUUAACGUGAGUGUAACAAACACACACCGGCAUCAAACGUGACCCCUCGGGGAUACUCUCUUACAACACACCGGCAGUGAUGACACCGGCUGGUAGAAGGUUCUGGAGGGAAGUUAUGACAUUUACUUGAAUUAUUACCUCCAGCAAACAUGAACAACCUGAUUAUCAGUAUACAACUGUCUCCAUACUAACGGCUAUGAACUCUUGCAGCCUUGUUUACACGUUGUCAUGGUUUUUAAUGUUUUAUUUUUAAAACUUUCUUCUAAAUAUAACAUUUUAUUGCAUCGUGCAUCUCAACCUGAUAUCAACCUGUGUUCAAAAUAGUCAACUCAAAGAGUCGGUGGGAUGGCGAAGAGGAUCGCUGAUAAAGAGCUAACGGACCGGAACUGGGAUCAGGAGGAGGAAGGAGAGGAGGCCGGGACGUUCUCAAUCGCCAGCGAGGAUGUGUUGAAGAACCGACCAAUCAAAAAGGCAAAGCGCAGAAACAUCGGAGGAGAGGGCGAGGCGAGUGGAACUUUCAAAGGUUUUAAAGGUUUCGCGUUGAGCACAGGGACACCGGCGGCGCCGAGCGUGACCUCGACUCCAACAGGGUUUUCUGGUUUCGGAGGAAACGGAGGAGGGUUUAAAGGACUCGUCGGUCUCACCAACGGGAACAGCCUCACGCCGCCGUUUGGUGGUUUCUCCUCUCCUAUUGCAUCCACAGCUUCACCUGGUCUGACGUUCAACGGCCCCGCCUCCACUGACAUCACCGCCAAGCAGACGAACGGCUCCGCCCCCAGCCCGGCUCAGAGCUCGGGCUUCUUCAGCAGCGGCAGCAGCAGCAGUGCGAGCAACAAGGAGUACAGCCGGCAGCUCACCGCGCUCAACUGCUCGGUGCGCGACUGGAUCACCAAACACGUCAACGACAACCCUCUGUGCGACCUCAACCCCAUCUUCAGGGAUUAUGAGCGCCACCUGGCCAGCAUCGAGCGCAAGUACGGAGCCAGCUCUGCUGACGGAGGAGCCGAGGAGAAGACGUCCACAGCCGCCUCCUCCUCUCCUCCUCCUCCUUCCUCCUCUACAUCCUUGUCUUCCUCCUCCUCCACGGCUCCGGCUCCCGCAGCAUCUUUGUUCUCCUUCAGUAAAACCUCCACAGAUGACUCAGUUCGGGGGAGAAGCAGCAGCAGCAGCGGCCCCGGCGUCACGUUUAACUUUGGUCAGAAGGUGGACAGCUCUGUGCUCGCCUCCUUAGCCACCAAAUCGACUCCCCCAAGCUUCUCCUUCUCCUCCAGCGCCUCCUCCAGCACCGCAUCCCUGUUCGGAGCUCCUGGGUCCGCUGCUCCACUGUCCUUCAGCGGGAACAAGACCAGCGAUGCUCAGCCGGCAGAUGAAAACGGAGACGAGGAGUCGGAGGAGCCGCCCAAAGUGGAGAUCAAGGAGGUGAAAGAGGACGACGCCUUCUACUCCAAGAAGUGUAAACUCUUCUACAAGAAGGACUCUGAGUUCAAAGAGAAAGGUGUAGGGACGCUGCACCUCAAAGAGACGGAGGACGGAAAGACUCAGAUGAUCAUCCGCGCAGACACAAAUCUGGGAAACAUCCUGCUGAACAUCAUCGUGCAGUCGUCCAUGCCGUGCUCUCGGGUCGGGAAGAACAACGUCAUGGUUGUGUGCGUCCCCAACCCGGUCGUGGACGACAAAAACCCCACCAGCCCCGUCCCCCUUCUCAUCCGGGUCAAGACUGCCGACGACGCCGACCAGCUGCACAAGACGCUGGAGGAGAAGAAAGGCUAAACCCCAUCUUCCCCCCCUCACACACACACACACACACACACACACACACACACACCUGAGCUUUUAGCAGACUCAUCCCCCCUCGGACUUAUCAUCACACCGGUUUUAUCCACACAUACAUAUGUGCACGCAUACACUUGUACUUAACUCACCUGGUUAAUCACAUUUCCCUCAGAUCCUCACACUAAAAUUGGUCGUCAUACUGUGAAACGUUUAUUUAGACUCUCAAAUCUAAAAGCAGGUCGUCAACGUCGUCGUCGCCGUCGUCGCUCUCCGACUCGGCUACAUUCCUCCCGGUUGGACGCUGCUGCUGCUGUUUUUAUUGGAGAAACAGAACGAUGUAUCUUAUAUCUCUCAGUGUUGAGUUUUACUGUUUUAAUUUGGUCGUCGGGUGACUGAAAGUGUGAACAAAGCAAAUUAUUAUUGUCGAUCUUAACCACUGAGUUUAUUUUGGGGACAACUCCAAAUAAAAAAAAAAAAAGGUCCAGUCGAUUUGGUUUUACAAAUUAAAUCCUUGCAGUAACAGUUAAUGUUUUUUAAGUGAACGUGUUGAGGAGUUAGCGUGUCUGCUGAGUGUUUCUGUUUUUUGUUUUUUUUCUUGUCGCUCUGGAAACUAUUUAUUGUGCGGGCAGGAUUUGUGCUCUCACCGAUCGAACCUCGUGUGAAUGUUUCCCCCCGAAGAGCUUCUGAAAAUCUGCGUGAAAGAGAAGAGUGAAACAGACCGGUUACCUUUUCUUUUUAUUUUCUGUAAACAUGGACUCUGUUGUUUUUCCAAGUGUCCUUUGUGUGGCCUUUGGUUCGGCCCUCGAGAUGAGGCAUGCUGUCAUCGUCUGAGAACAUUUGUAAAGACAUUUAUUGGGGAAUAAAAGGAAUCAAACCACAAA